This is a messenger RNA of Leptonychotes weddellii (Weddell seal), 1425 nucleotides long. The record is from RefSeq and is a predicted model, not a curated record. Lineage: Eukaryota; Metazoa; Chordata; Mammalia; Carnivora; Phocidae.
AUGAAGACAGCCAACCACACAGAGGUGACAGACUUUGUUUUCCAAGGUUUCUCCAACUUCCAAGAAUAUGAACUCAUACUCUUCGCUGUGUUUCUGAUCGUGUACAUCCUAACUCUGGUUGGCAAUGUCAUCACUGUGACUUUUAUCCGUAUCAACCAUCACCUCCGCACCCCCAUGUACUUAAGUGUUCUUUCCGCAUCAGAGACUUUCUACUCCCUGGUCAUUAUCCCACGCAUGCUUUCCGGCCUCAUAGGUCUGAGCCAAUCCAUCUCCCUGGUGGGCUGUGGGACUCAGCUCUUUUUCUUCCUUGGCUUUGCCAUCACCAACUGCUUCCUGCUAGCAGUAAUGGGGUUUGAUCGCUAUGUGGUCAUCUGCAACCCACUUCGUUACUCAAUCAUCAUGAAUUGGAGGGUCUGUACCAUCCUGGCAUCCUCGGUCUGUGCCUCAGCAUUCUUGCUCACUCUGAUUCAGGCUGUGGCCAUUUUCAGACUGCCAAUGGAGAGAGAGAAUCACACUUGGGUGAGGGAGUUCACUUUUCAGGGUUUCUCCAGCUUCCGUGAGCACCAGCUCACCCUGUUUGUCGUAUUCCUUGUGCUGUACGCCUUAACCCUGGCUGGCAACGUCAUCAUUGUGACCAUCAUUAAUGUUGACCGUCAUCUUCACACGCCCAUGUACUUCUUCCUGAGCAUGUUGUCCACUUCAGAGACUGUGUACACGCUUGUCAUCAUACCCAAGAUGCUCUGUAACCUCCUGGGCCUGAGUCAGCCCAUCUCCUUGGCUGGCUGUGCCACCCAGAUGUUCUUCUUCAUCACCUUGGCCAUCAACAACUGCUUCCUGCUCACGGCCAUGGGGUACGACCGCUACGUGGCCAUCUGCAAUCCCUUGAGGUACACAGUCCUCAUGAACAAGAGGGUGUGCAUCCAGUUGGUGGGGGGGCCCUGCAGCAUUGGCCUAAUCAUAGCCAUGACCCAGGUGCUGGCUGUGUUCAGGUUGCCCUUCUGUGCCACAAAGGUGGCCCACUUCUUCUGUGACAUCCGACCUGUGAUGAAGCUCUCCUGCAUUGACACCACAGUCAAUGAGAUCCUGACUGUGAUCAUCAGUGUGCUGGUGAUCCUGGUUCCCAUGGGGCUGGUCUUCAUCUCCUAUGUCCUCAUCAUCUCCACCAUCCUCAAGAUCGCCUCUGCCCAGGGCCGGAAGAAGGCCUUCGCCACCUGCGCCUCCCACCUCACGGUGGUUAUCAUCCAUUAUGGCUGUGCCUCCAUUGCCUACCUCAAGCCCAAGUCCAAAAAUACCAGGGAUCAGGAUCAGCUGAUCUCAGUGACCUACACAGUCAUCACUCCCCUGCUGAACCCUGUAGUGUACACCCUGAGGAACAAGGAGGUCAAGGAUGCUCUGCUCCGGGCCACUGGCAGGAAUUCUUCCUGA